UAAAUAUAUUAUCUGACGUGUAGAAGAAAUAGCUAUUUUUAUCAGUCUUCUUUCAGUUUCACAGUUAAUAGGAUCAUUUAGCUUUACUGAAGAUAAACAUGGUUUAAUAACAAAAUGGUUGAAUUUAGGGAUAUUCAAACGUUCCUGAACCUUUUCCUGGAGAUCCUCUGGACCUUCAUCAAAGUGGUGUAUGAAAUAAUUAGAGCCAUGGUGAGAACGGUGAUCCCUCAGGAACCAAAGGCUGUGAAGGGAGACAUCGUGCUUAUAACCGGCACAGGCCAUGGCAUGGGCCGCGAGAUGGCGCUUCGCUUCGGGCGUCUUGGCGCCAAAGUGGUCUGUGUUGACAUCAACCAGCCUAACAACGAAGAGACAGUAUCCAUGAUCAAACAGGAGAAAGGCAUCGCGUAUAGAUAUGAGUGUGACGUAACCAAUCGAUCAGCCGUGAUGCAAUUAGCUGAGAAAGUCAGUAAGGAAGUAGGAGAUGUUUCGAUCCUCGUGAACAAUGCGGGGAUCAUGCCCUGCAAGCCACUCCUGGACCAAACGGAGAAGGAGAUCCGGCUGAUGAACGAUCUGAAUGUUAACGCGUACAUUUGGAUGAUUCAAGCUUUCCUCCCACCGAUGAUACAGCGGAACUACGGGCACAUCGUCUCCAUGUCGUCAAUGGCUGGUCUGCAAGGGAUCAGGAAUCUUGUCCCGUACUGCGGCUCUAAGUAUGCUGUUAAAGGAAUCAUGGAUGCCUUGGCGGUGGAACUGCGUGAUGAUAAGAGGGAUCUUAGCGGAAUAAAACUAACCACAGUAUUCCCGUACAUCGUGAACACGGGUCUCUGCCAGAAGCCGCGGAUCCGCUUCGAGAGCCUCAUGAAGGUGGUGGAGCCGGGAGACGCGGCGGACACCAUCCUCAACGCAGUUAGGAGAGAGUACAACGAAGUGACCAUACCUCAAGACUUACAUUAUGUCAAUCGGUUUGUAUAUCGUCUACUGCCGUUCCAAGCUGCGUGCGUGUGCACAGAUUUCUUGGACGCUGGCGUGGACCCACACGAUUAAUUUUAAUAACAAUAGUUUAUUGUAAUAUUUUAUUGAUAUUUUAAAGCUAUACCAUAUUCUACACUAUAUUAUGUUCAUAGUUUGCUAGAUUCUUUUCAAUUACUUAUUAUGAUAACAUAACAAAUUUCUAUUACACCUCUUUCGUAAUGCGUAAUAAUACAGUCUGUAUCAUACAGAUGUUUUUGAUUCCAGUUAUAUUAUGAUACGUAAUGUAGGUACUUUGAUUAAGAUUUCGAUAAUUAAGGACGACAAUACAUUUGAUACAUAAAAAAGAAAGCUUCUAACUUACCUAGCGAAAAUGCAGCUUAAUGAAGUAAAUGUAUAGGUAUAUUAUAGUAUAUUUAACUAAUAGAUAAAUUAAUUUGAAGAAGACGUAAUUAUAUAAGUGUUAAUUUUAAGAAUUCGUAUAGCGGUGCAUUUACAUCAAACGAACAUAAAGCUAGAGCAAGAGCAUUUUUUUUGUGAUCUUUUAGUGUAAACGAAAACUCACAUUCAUUCUUGUUCUGUAUUAGAACAUUGCAUAGAAUCUUUUCGAACGCACUAAGAACACAACGAAAGAAUGCUCUAUACCUUUUUACACUAAAAGAAAUUUGACAUAAUGGGGUUAGAAUGAGCAUUCGCUCGUUUGAUGUAAAUGGACCGUUUUAAAAUGAAGCAUCGAACAACUAUAUGGAUAAAUUUAUUUAUUACGUGACAAAUAAAUAAAUUUAUCCAUAAAUUUAAAAUUUAAAAUCACAGUAAAUUUUUCGUUAUUAGAAAUAUCUAUUAUGAAUGUAUUAAAGCCACCUUGCCUUAUUUAGAUCCUAAGAAAUAAGUGUUAUAGUAAAUAAUCGAUAAUAUUUUAGUGAUUACCACUAUGUACCCGUUAUUUUUCUUAAUAGUCCUGUUAAAGUGAAACUUUUAUUACAUCGUCUCAAACUUUUUGGUCUGUGUAGCGCAUGUCGCGUGA
Molecule: messenger RNA, 1993 nt
Organism: Colias croceus (clouded yellow)
Lineage: Eukaryota; Metazoa; Arthropoda; Insecta; Lepidoptera; Pieridae
Product: epidermal retinol dehydrogenase 2-like
Exons: 7
Coding region: 115-1044 (309 amino acids)
Cellular component (GO): lipid droplet
Molecular function (GO): oxidoreductase activity, acting on the CH-OH group of donors, NAD or NADP as acceptor
Source: RefSeq, a predicted model, not a curated record